AUCCCAUUGGCCCAAUUAAUCUAUUUCAUCCCUGCACUGCGUCCUUGUGUUCAUUGUUUAACAUAGCUACAAACUGCAAACUGGACCAAAAUCUCCCUACUUGUGCAUUCUUAGUUCACUCAGUUUUUGCUUAGGUUUCAAGUUGUAGAAGGCAUUGAAUUGAAUUUUUAGAAUAAAAAGAUGGCAUUGAGGCGCUUCUUAGGGUUUUCUGAUGGUGACCUAAUGAGGUCAGACUGUAAACCUUGCUCGAGAUUAAUGAGGCAAACAGCAGGGGUUUUCUCUGUUGGAGGAGCAUUGGGUUUCUGGAUUCUUUGCAGAUUGCAUUAUGGUCCUAGGAUUACAGUUCCUAGGAGUCUUCGAUGGGCUACUUGCGGAGCUAUUUCUGUAAGUUCAACCACGGCUCUCCUGGUCCGCCUCUUUAGUCCUGAAUGCGAACCACAGAACAUAAUUGCUUAUGACAAAGUGAAAUAGUGUUAUACGUAUCAUGCUUGAUAUUAUCAUGGUUUUGUACGAGUCCAUCCAUCGGUUUUUGUUACAGAAACAUCAAAUCUUUUAUAAAUCUCCUGUUUUAAACACUAUGCUUGAUUCGAGUUACAGUUUCUUGUGUAUAAAAUCAUUACUCAGUUAUAUCUCAAUAAUCCUUUUGAGUAAAUUUAUA
Mercurialis annua (annual mercury) is the source of this 658-nucleotide messenger RNA. RefSeq lists its product as uncharacterized. The transcript has 3 exons. The record is from RefSeq and is a predicted model, not a curated record. Bases 181 to 471 code for a protein of 96 amino acids. NCBI's taxonomy places the organism in Eukaryota, Viridiplantae, Streptophyta, Magnoliopsida, Malpighiales, Euphorbiaceae.